AUGCACUCUUUGCUGCUCGUCUCCGCUGCACUCAGCGCCGUUGGCUUAACCUCCGCAAAUCCUGUGGAUUUGGAACGGAGGACCGUCACUACGUUGUCGGCAACGGAGCUCUCUAGUUUUGCUCCCUUCACACAGUUUGCAAGGGCAGCCUACUGCGGCACUGAUAUUCUACAGGAUUGGACUUGUGGAGAGGCCUGUGAGGCAAACUCGGAUUUUGAAGUCUCUCUAGUUGGUGGAGAUGACGACGAUAUUCAAAACUAUUUUGUCGGAUAUUCGCCUUCCUUAGAAGCCAUCAUCGUGGCUCAUGAGGGAACGGAUCCUACACAACUUGAAUCCGACCUCACAGACAUAGAUGUUCCUCUGGCCCCACUGAGCAGCACUCUCUUCCCUGGUAUCUCUUCCGACGUCGAGGUGCAUACUGGCUUCCAAGACGAACAUGCUUUGACUGCCGACGCCAUCUUAGCAGAAGUAAAAUCCCUCAUGAGCUCCGUAGGAACUAGCAAUAUCGUCGCGGUUGGCCACUCUCUUGGCGGGGCACUAGCUGAAAUCGAUACGAUAUUCUUCCGACUCAACAUUCCUUCCGCUACUAUAUCUGCGAUGACCUACGGAACACCACGAGUGGGGAACCCUGCUUGGGCUGCAUUGGUCGAUGCUUCAGACGUCAACUUCAAACGGAUAGACAAUAUGCAAGCAUGCUGUAAAGAUUUAAUCCCAAUUGUCCCAGGGCGGGCAUUGGGCUUCGAACACCCAGCAGGAGAAAUCCAUAUUCUUUCUCCUGGUGAUGCAGUGUCUUGCCCCGGCGACGACGAUGCUACCGAUUCUGAAUGUCAGAUUGAAUCUGUCCCAACUAUUUUUGAAGGGAACAUCAUAGACCAUCUUGGACCAUACGAGGGGAUAUAUAUAGGGACUGUAUUUUGUACCUAA
Messenger RNA from Lentinula edodes (shiitake mushroom), 924 nucleotides. RefSeq names its product alpha/beta-hydrolase. Gene Ontology annotation, biological process: lipid metabolic process. The record is from RefSeq and is a predicted model, not a curated record. NCBI's taxonomy places the organism in Eukaryota, Fungi, Basidiomycota, Agaricomycetes, Agaricales, Omphalotaceae. Bases 1 to 924 code for a protein of 307 amino acids. The transcript has 11 exons.